UUUGCGAGUCACGACCUAUUGCACGGAUCAGCUAAGGAUCCCCAGAAUGUGUUGAACAUUUAUAAGAUCUGGAGAUCUAUGUGGUGUGCUACUAAAAGUGGUGAUUUGUGAAUGUAGUUGGAUCUGCAUUUUAUAGUGAACAGUAGCAUACAAGGACUGAUAUAAGUGAUGGUUCUAUAAAUUAUUUAAGAAAAUAGAUGAAUAGUUAAAGUAUAUGUGAAUGUAGAAAAGUUGUUGAGAGAUAAAAAUGUCUACAAAAAGAAAAAGCAGAUUUUCGCCGUUUUGGAAACAGUGUUUCGUGACAGCAUCAGUGGGCAGCAACAUCAUCGGCCACGGCGCCGUGAUCGGCUACCCUGCGAUCCUGCUGCCCCAGCUCCAUCUGGUGGACUCCGCCUUCAAACUGGAUGCCGCCUCCGCAUCAUGGAUUGCAUCAAUUCUGGGCAUCACACAGUUGGUCGGGAGCUUCAUCUCCCCCCCUAUAAUGGAGAAGUUCGGCAGGAGGGCAGCUCACUUCACCGCGACGGUGCCAAACUUGAUCGGCUGGUUUGUCAUCACUAUGGCUACUAAUUUUGAGGUUCUCUUCGCUGGUCGGAUACUUCAAGGUCUAUCAAUUGGCAUGCUAUCGCCUCUUCGAUCAGUCCUUAUUGGAGAGUACUCCAGUCCGAAGAACAGAGGAGCUUUCCUCACCACCGUCUCCUUGUCACAAUCCUUUGGAAUAUUCUUCGUGCAUCUAGUUGGAUCCCUCCUGAGUUGGCAGCAGGCCGCAUUAAUAUGUUCCUUCUUUCCAUUCAUAAGCAUCAUCAUGACCAUUUACUCACCAGAAUCUCCCAGUUGGCUCGUCACAAAGGGCCGGCAUGACGAAUGCAGGCGGGUCUUCCGCUGGCUCCGAGGUGAUGAUGAAGAAGACGAACUAGAAGAAAUGAUUGAAGGCCGCCUGCUCUAUGAAAAAGCGAUGAUCUCUGCAAGUUUCAACAAAAGGAACAAUCGUAUAAGAAAGAUUAUUUCUACGAUAAAGAAGAAAGAGUUUUACAAGCCUAUUAUCCUAAUGAUGCAUGCUCAUGUGUUGGUAAACUUCGCUGGUGGAACCACCAUGUCUGCGUAUUCAACUAUGAUUAUAGGUGUUGUUGUGGGACCUCAAGUCAAUGCUCAUUUCUGGAUGAUAUUCCUAGGAGCUCAGCGAUUCAUCUCGAAUACUCUAGCAGUGUUUGCUAUAAACAAAUUCAAGAGACGCACGAUGAUGUUUGCUACUGGAGGUCUUGCGAUCUUCGCUCAGUUCGCUUUGGCUGCUUACGUAUACUUCAAGCAGCAAGGAACUUUGCCGUACGACGCCGUAUGGAUACCACUAUUACUGAUCAACUUGAAAUUCUUCGCAGUAGCUACAGGCAUGUUACCCUUGCCUAAUGUUAUUGGAGGAGAAGUGUUCCCUCUGGAGUACCGAAGUAUAGGAGGGACCAUCAGUUUAGCAUCUUUUUCAGCUACAUUCUUCUUAGUGCUUAAGACUUUCACAGGUCUAGUCGAAUCUGUGGGUAUGUAUGGGGCCUAUGUGGUGUAUGGUUGUAUCAUCACUUACUGCAUGGUAGUCAUCUGGUUCCUUCUACCAGAAACCAAGGAUAGAACUCUACAGCAGAUAGAAGAUGAGUUCAGAGGCAGGCCGUUGGCUCCUGAGGAGAUUGAAGUGAGGAAGUCUUUGCAAGCUGAUCCAAUUGUAGCGUACAAGAGGAAGAUGUCUGCUAGAAGAUGUAGCAGUCUUAUAUGAUUUCAUUUAUUCAUGAAUAUUGGUUUAAACUUAAAUUUAUCCAGAGUUCUUGAGGACCUGGUUUAAAUUGAUCGGAGGAUUUGUUUUGAAAAGUAUUAUUGUAAAUAAAAUUCGUAGUGUAUAUAGUUUUAUUGUGUAGAAUAAAUACUUCAUAUUGUUACUUGAUAUCUCUAAAAAUAAGUGUUGAAAUAAUUUUAAAAUGUGGCGACGAACAAUGGAAAUAGGAAUAAAAUAUACAAUUUUGGUCUU
Spodoptera frugiperda (fall armyworm) is the source of this 2005-nucleotide messenger RNA. Its product is annotated as facilitated trehalose transporter Tret1-like. Gene Ontology annotation, biological process: transmembrane transport. Lineage: Eukaryota; Metazoa; Arthropoda; Insecta; Lepidoptera; Noctuidae. The record is from RefSeq and is a predicted model, not a curated record. The transcript has 5 exons. Bases 248 to 1756 code for a protein of 502 amino acids. Gene Ontology annotation, cellular component: membrane. Gene Ontology annotation, molecular function: transmembrane transporter activity.